Molecule: messenger RNA, 4534 nt
Organism: Columba livia (rock pigeon)
Lineage: Eukaryota; Metazoa; Chordata; Aves; Columbiformes; Columbidae
Gene: DIS3L2
Product: DIS3 like 3'-5' exoribonuclease 2
Exons: 22
Coding region: 175-3582 (1135 amino acids)
Biological process (GO): miRNA catabolic process
Cellular component (GO): P-body
Molecular function (GO): RNA binding; 3'-5'-RNA exonuclease activity
Source: RefSeq, a predicted model, not a curated record
GCUGCGCUGCCAGGGAAGGGAGCGAGCGUUUCGCGCGUGAGGCUUUCUGAGCCCUGCCGCGGCCCGUAGGCCGCCCCUGACCCGGAAGCGGACGGCGGGGGCGUUGGGACAUUUAAACGGCGCGGCCGGCGCGGCGGGGGGAGCGGCGCGGCCGUCUGGCCCUUUUACUGCCCUAUGGAUCAGCCGGGGUACGCGAGAAGUUCUCCUUCUGCCCAAGGUGCCAGAGAGGGGGUGAGCAAGCCCGCCGCUCCCCAGAAGAACGCGUACGCCAGGCUUGUGCAGAAGCACCACAGCAGCCGGUUCCGCUCCUAUUUGAACCACAUUGCGCAGAAGAUGCAGCUGGACGAGAGCACGUCCAACGAGCCCAGCUCGGAUCUGGACUCACCCCUGAGGAGAGGCCUGGGGAAGGACAACCCAGCCAGGAAUGGGUUGAACGUGCAUGGUUACUCACCGGUCAGAACAUCUCAUCUAGAACAGCCCAUGCGCGGAGGAUUUGAGAACGAUAAACCCCAAACCGCUCUGAACAGAUAUCCUCAUAAAAAAAAUGCAAUUGUUAGCCCAGAAGGAGACUUGGAGGUGGAGGAAGACGACUAUGUGCAUCAGCAUGGAGCUGCAGCUGACUUGAUAAGUAUGAGCGACGCCCUGGGUGGGAGAGCGUCGAACAGCCUGAGGCAUCGUGCGGCUCUGCAGAAGUCCUCUGGUUCUGAUGAAAAGGAAGAGGAGGACACAUGGAGGAGGAAACACAAGAAACGAGGCAGGUGUCCUGCCAACACAGAUACAGCGGCUGGACACUUGUUGACCGAGCAGUUUAGUGAGGAUGUGCCGGCAAUAAAUUCCAGGAGGAACAGUCACUUGUCUCCAGGUCAAGUCCAAGGUCCAGAAAGGAGAGGGUUUGCAAGGACCAGAAACAACUCGGAAUCUGCAAGAAGUCCCCAGAACUUCGAUAGGAAGAGGCAACUCUCUGAAUCACAGACAGAAACAAUGAACAAUUCAGACAGCAGAAUAAGCCCUAGACAACUGGGAACUCCCAGAGGAGGAUCCUAUGCUGCUGUCCCAACAUCAGGUGAUAGGAAGAAUCGAAAUAAACCCACUCGAGGGAGGAGGAAGAGUAUAUUCGAAGCCUACAUGUCAAAAGAAGAUGUUUCAGCAGGACUGAAAAGGGGAGAGCUGAUUCAGGGACCCUUAAGAAUAAAUCCGAAGAAGUACCAUGAAGCCUUCAUUCCAUCUCCAGAUGGGACUCGCGAUAUCUUUAUUGAUGGAGUGGUUGCUCGCAACAGAGCCCUGAAUGGUGACAUCGUGGUAGUGAAACUGCUUCCCAAGGAGCAAUGGAAGGUAAUAAAGCCAGAUGGUAGUGACAAAGAAACAGAAGCCACGCAUGAAUCAGAUGUCCCCGAGGAGAUGUCGGGGCCUUGCGUUCCUCAAGAGACGGUGAAAGGCGAUGCUAAAAGUCCAGAUGUCAUUAUAGAAGCUCAGUUUGAUGAUAAUGAUGCAGAGCACGGACAAGACCACUUGCAGGAGACGUUGGCUGAUGACAUCAAGAAGCUUUCCCUGGAUACCGGUGAAAAAGUGAAGGCUGUUGGCAUCGGCGCUGCGCACAGAGCAGAGCAAGAUGAUGGACCCAAGGCGAAUGAUCCCCGGCUCCUCCCAGACAAGGCUCUCCAAAGGACGGCCAAGGUGGUCUAUAUUUUGGAAAAGAAACAUUCCCGAGCAGCUACAGGCUUCAUCAAGCUCCUGGCAGACAAGAACAGUGAACUGUUCAGGCGGUGUGCCAUGUUCUCACCUGUGGACCACAGAGUUCCCAGGGCCUACGUGUCCUUGGCUGAUUGUCCCCCAGACUUUGUGACCAGGCCUGAGGACUAUUCGAGUAUGCUCUUCAUCUGUCGCAUAGUGGACUGGAAAGAUGACAGCAACUUUGCAACAGGGCAGUUGGCCAAAAGCCUUGGGCAGGCUGGGGAGAUUGAGCCGGAGACGGAGGGGAUCCUGACAGAGUACGGUGUGGAUUUCUCUGACUUUCCCCCCGAAGCCCUGGAGUGUCUUCCCCAGAGCCUGCCCUGGGUUAUCUCGCCCGGAGAGCUGGCCAGAAGAAGAGAUUUAAGGAAAGAAUGCAUUUUUACCAUCGACCCAUCAACUGCCAAAGAUCUUGAUGAUGCUUUGUCCUGUAAACAACUCCCUGACGGCAACUUCGAAGUGGGUGUUCACAUCGCGGAUGUCAGCUACUUUGUACUGGAAGAAACAGCACUGGAUAAAGUAGCGAGUGAAAGAGCGACCAGCGUGUAUCUAGUGCAGAAGGUGAUCCCGAUGCUUCCCAAGCUGCUCUGUGAGGAGCUGUGCAGUCUCAAUCCCAUGAGAGACAGGCUGACGUUCUCUGUGGUGUGGAAGGUGACUCCAGAAGGCAAGAUCCUUGACGAAUGGUUUGGGCGGACAGUCAUCUGCUCCUGCGUGAAGCUGAGCUACGACCACGCACAGAGUAUGAUCGAAAGCCCCGGGAAGGUGUUCUCACCUGAAGAACUUCCCCCUGUCUCCCCUCAACACUCAGUAGCUGAGAUACAGCAAGCUGUGCUGAACCUGCAUCGAAUCGCCCAGCACCUCCGCAGACAGCGCUUCAUCGAUGGUGCUCUGCGCCUGGACCAGCUGAAGCUCUCGUUUACCUUGGACCAGGACAGCGGGAUGCCUCAAGGCUGCUACAUCUACCAGUACCGGGACAGCAACAAGCUGGUGGAAGAGUUCAUGCUACUCGCCAACAUGGCCGUGGCCCAUCAGAUCUACCGCUCCUUCCCCGAGCAGGCCCUGCUUCGCCGCCACCCCCCGCCCCAAACCAAGCUGCUGAAAGACCUUAUGGAGUUUUGCAACCAAGUCGGCCUCGACAUCGACUUCAGCAGCGCGGGGACCCUGCAUAAAAGCUUAAAUGAAACAUUUGGUGCUGACAAAUACUCCGAAGCCAGGAAAGAAGUGCUGACCAACAUGUUCUCCAGGCCCAUGCAGAUGGCUCUCUACUUCUGCACUGGCGUCCUGAAGGACGAGACCCUCUUUCGCCAUUACGCCCUGAACGUGCCCUUUUACACCCACUUCACCUCACCCAUCCGCCGCUACGCAGACAUCAUCGUGCACCGACUCCUCUCCGCCUCGCUCGGUGCCAGCUCCCCGAUCAAGAUGAAGAAAGAGGCCAUCCAGAAACAGGCAGACCACUGCAAUGACAGGAAGAUGGCUUCCAAGAGGGUGCAGGAGCUCAGCGCUGACCUCUUCUUCGCCGUCUUCGUCAGGGAGUGCGGUCCUCUGGAGUCAGAGGCCAUGGUGAUGGGUGUCCUGAAUGAGGCCUUUGAUGUCCUGGUACUGAAAUUUGGAGUCCAGAAGCGCGUCUACUGCAAUGCAUUGCCCUUGCUGGGCUUCCACUUCCAGAAGGUGGGGAGGAAGCCAGAGCUGACGCUGAUGUGGGAGCCGGAGAAGCCGGAGCAGGAAGCUGUGCCCCAGGUCUCCUCUAGCUGUGUGGGCAUGGGGAGGUUGUUCCCUCCUUGCAGGAUGCUAACAAAAUGCUCAGCAUCAUGUGGAAAACCUUCCUCACUGCAGUUCGCUGCUGGCACUUGACCAAGCUGCUUCAUUAAGGGAUGAUGUGCAUUCUGCAGCUGGAGAAGGGAGACUUGGGCAGGUUUUAGGGGAGGUCGGGACCCAAUGCCAAGGGCACAGUCACCCACACACCUUCCUGGAUUGUGCAGAGAACAAGACCAGGCUCUGAUCUGGUGAAAUAAGUGAGGAUGUUCUGGGGGGCUUAUUUAGGUCAGUUUGGGAUCCCUGGCUGGCUUUGCAGGACAGCGGUGCUGCCCUUGAAGAUGCUGCAUCCAGCCCCAGCCCUGGGAGCACCCUGGACGCCAGCAGAGCUGUCUGCAGCCUUCGUGCCCCGUUCCCCACCUCCCAAUGGGUGCCAGCAUGGCUCUAAGCGAAACCUGGUCUGAUGCCAAGCCACCUGAAAACCUCUUCUUCUGUCUGUCUUUCCCUCCAUCACUGAAGGUGAUCACCAUUUUCACGCUGGUGGAGGUCGUGCUGACGUCGGACGGCGCCCCGCUCAAGUACAGCGCCCUGCUCAAGAGACCGAGCUUGGAGAAGUGAGCACCCCAGGCUGCGUGUGCUCCCCGCUGCCAACCUUCGCUCACCUCCCAGGCCCUGCACCAGCACCCACCGGGGACAGAGGGAACCCACGAGGAGUUUGGGGUUGGGAGUUUUAAAAGAGAAGCUGUUUGAUUUUUGGUUUGGAUUUUAACUGCGUCUGGGAGUGGGGCUCAGAGUUUUGCCCCAGGCAGAGAAUUUCUACUCUCAGAUAUUUUUAAUUUGAGGCUUGCCUUUUUUUUAACGCAGUGGUGUCCGUCCCCAGCCACCUCAGGUGCCCAUGGUGAGGGCCGAGCGGGGAUGCGUGUCCCCAGGACUGGAGAGAAGCUGACUCCACCAUCCUGGUUGAGAUGCAGUGGGAUGCAGCCGUGGGGCCAUGCAGGAGGGUUGCUUUGCUGGGUUGUGUGUCAUGUAAUAAAAGCUGGGCCAGCAGUCA